AUGAUUGAAGUAAAAACGGAAGAUAAUUUUACUAAAUUAUCAAAAAUUCUGGUUCAUAUUAUAAAAUCUUGCAAAAAAGAUUAUCAUGCUGCCGUUAUUAACGAUCGGAUAGAUGAAAGUGUAAGUAGACACUUGGGCAACUUAGAAUCAGUUGCUGUUAAUUUUCAAGAUGAUUUAUUAGUACCGAGUUUUUGGGAUGAUAUAAAUUAUGAUACAGUCAUGUAUAGUAAAGGAAAAAUUGAUUUAUUUAUCGCAACUGUUAAAAAUUCGGCUGAUGAAUUAAACAAAACUAAAUAUGUCUCAUUUUAUAAUAAUAAAUGGUUCGGAUAA
Cotesia congregata is the source of this 330-nucleotide messenger RNA. NCBI's taxonomy places the organism in Eukaryota, Metazoa, Arthropoda, Insecta, Hymenoptera, Braconidae. The record is from the annotation of a GenBank genome assembly.